AUUUUUCCCCCAAAACUAGGUUGUUUCUUAUGGAAAUUCGUGGACCGAAACUGUUCAUCUGAAUAUCUGAUCUGGGAUUGGUGAUUCAGAAAAUUGUGAUGAUCUGAUAAAUACUAGAAUCAUAGAGCAAAGCACAAAUAUGGAAGGGACUGUCUUUGCACCUGCACUGGAACAACUUGAGCAUGUCAAAUCUGAGCAAGGAGAAAUUCUGACAAGGCCUUUCUUAGAUGCCUGCAAGCACAUAUUACCUGUUAUAGAUAAGUUUGGAACUGCUAUGGGCCUCGUUAAAUCGGACAUUGGUGGUAACAUAUCAAGAUUGGAGUCUCAAUAUUCUUCCAAUCCAUCCAGAUUCAAUUGUCUGUUUAGUUUGGUACAAGCAGAGGUUGAAACUAACACUACUAAGGCAUCAUCCAGUUGUACCAAUGGACUUCUUUGGUUGACAAGGGCCAUGGAUUUCUUGGUGGGUUUGUUCCAAAGUUUGAUAGAGCACGAAGAUUGGUCGUUGUCACAAGCCUGCACAGAAUCCUACAACAACACUCUCAAGAAGUGGCAUGGUUGGCUUGCUAGUUCAAGCUUUGGUGUUGUCAUGAAGCUUGUUCCUGAUAGGAAGAAGUUCAUGGAGGUUCUCGGAGGCGGUGGCAAUCUCAAUGCUGACAUGGAGAAAUUUUGUGCUACCCUUUCCCCACUCCUUGAAGAAAAUCACAAGUUUCUGGCGCGUCUCGGCUUGGACGAUAUGAAGGCAUCAUGAAUAACGAGUGGCUCUAUUCGUGUUGAGUCUUUAAACUGCAAUUUUCACAUUUGACUAGCCUGAGAAAAUAUUCAAUUUCUUUGCCACUAAUUAUUCUACAGAAUCUUAUGGAUUUUCUUUUUAUUGUCAAACUUAUUUAUUAGCAUAAUUCUGAGGUCAAGACUAAUUUAAGUUACGCAGCUUGGUUUUUUGCAAUUAGGAAUCUUGGGGAAUGGAUAUCACAGUUUGGCUCCAUUAGAGCUGAGCCAAACUAACUUAUUACUAUAAAAUGUCAUUCAAUUUAUAUUUACAGUCUUGUUGCCCAUCCAA
Molecule: messenger RNA, 1057 nt
Organism: Arachis ipaensis
Lineage: Eukaryota; Viridiplantae; Streptophyta; Magnoliopsida; Fabales; Fabaceae
Source: RefSeq, a predicted model, not a curated record